Messenger RNA from Sitophilus oryzae (rice weevil), 2330 nucleotides. RefSeq names its product protein Skeletor, isoforms B/C. Lineage: Eukaryota; Metazoa; Arthropoda; Insecta; Coleoptera; Curculionidae. The record is from RefSeq and is a predicted model, not a curated record. The transcript has 12 exons. Bases 183 to 2288 code for a protein of 701 amino acids.
UGCACCCCUCAACACCGCUCACUGAUGCAACGGCGAUGUCAAAUUAUGCGGUGCGUUCGCUGAAUCUGUUGUUUCGUGUCACGCUGCGGUAAAUCGACGAAACGUUGUUCCAUGUAGAGCGUGCGGGUUUGUUAUUCACGUUGAAUUCGCGACACAUAUUUUUUCCAGUAGGAUUAGACGAAAUGUUGAGGUAUUUUGUGGGGAUAGUUACCUUAAUUCAUAUAGGUUUAUCUAAAAGGCAUCCUGAACCCUACUACGGAACGAAAAUCGGACCGCUACAAGAAUUCGCUCAUGGCAUCAAAGGCACCGUGUACGCAGUGGACGAGAGCACGAUAUUCAUUAAAGGAUUCUCCUACGACGGCACUGGCCCGGACGCUUUCUUCUGGAUUGGGAAUUCACCCAGACCUAGUCCAGAAGGGACGAUUAUACCGUAUCCCGAGGAUUACCGAGGAAGGGAUCCGCCGCUGAAAGCUCACAACAACACCGACAUAAUCCUCAGACUGCCCAACGGGAAGAGGAUCAGGGAUAUACGGUGGCUGUCCGUUUGGUGUCGACGCUUUACGGUCGACUUUGGAGAAGUAUUUAUCCCACCUAACCUAGAAGUACCCAGACCUCGAGUCCUGCCAGAAUUCAAACGCAUAGCCCACGGCCUUAGGUCUGAUAACAUCAGCAUUUUAGAUGCCAAAACGUUCUACAUUCCGAACUUGCAUUACGACGGCGGCGGUCCAGACGCAUAUUUUUGGGUUGGAAAUGGAUCAGACCCUGCAUCAUUUGGAAUUAAGGUGCCCAAUGAAAUGGGCUCUCUGGAACCGUUAAGGAGCUACCUAGGAGAAGACAUAGAGAUACAGCUUCCUGGAUCACUCACCGUUUACGACAUCGACUGGUUGGGUGUGUGGUGUGUACAAUGUCGGCAAAAUUUUGGACACGUCAUGAUUCCUAAAGAUCUAGAUGUGCCACCCGCUUUGGGACAAACUAAGAUAUCUCCUCCAUGGUGGUAUAAUCCAACGACCACAACACCCGUUCCCGCACCCACAAAUUGCAGAGAAUUUUUAGAUAAAAGGUUACAAGUGAGGUGGAUGAUAAAAGAUGAUCAAGUGGAAAUAACGCUAUCGGCUAACAUACGAGAGGGUCGCUAUAUGGCUUUUGGAUUGUCUGGUGUGCAUGGAAAAGCUCACAUGGUGGGAGCCGACGUGACCGUGGCGUACUUUGAUAAAAAUUCAAGGAGCUUCCACGCAGAUGAUUAUUACAUAUCGAAUUUCUCUCAGUGCGAUGGAAAGUCCGGAGUGUGUCCUGAUGAACGCAUCGGAGGUCGAAACGAUGUGGUAGUUCUGCAUGGAGAAGUAGAAAAUGGAAUCACCACAAUUAAAUAUUCCAAGCCUCUUCACACCAAUGAAGCCAUCAACGACAGAGCCAUUCCCGAGGACGAACCUGUGAGCGUGAUAGCCGCCUUCGGCCCGUUGAAUUCCCGUAUGGAAGCCAGCGGCCAUUCUGCUAAAGACAAAACCGUCGUGGAUCAGCAGAUUAAUUUUGGGGAUUUGUACGAUAAUCAGUGCACCCUUAGGCCGGACCAAAUCCCGGCAGCCGAUGGCAUCGUUCCGUGGCCAGCCGCAAAAAUAAUCGGUGAGACAGUAUUUCAUGUUAAAAUAGGACCUACUGGAGGUGCAAGAGGAUACUCGAAGAUCACUGGUUUAAGUUCAUGGGGAAUAUGUUACUAUAUCAAUGAUAAGCUGAUACCUGAACUUACAGUAGAACGAGGUCAAACGUACAUAUUUGUGGUAGAAACUGGAGAAUAUAACACAAAUCCAGCUAGAUAUCACCCGUUAUACAUCACCAAUUCGAAGGAGGGCGCUUAUGGUCAACUUACUGGAGAGAGCAGACGCAACCAAGAGAUAUACGCCGGGGUUGAUCUAGAUUCUGAGGGUCGUCCUCGACCAACAGCUGUAGGCAGGUACUGCGAAUGGGCACACAAAAGUAUCGACAAGUCAAUGGAAUCAGAAACCUUCGAAGACUAUCUACGCACUCUUCGAGUGGAGUGUGACGAAGGCGAGCCGGCGUACUUGAACUGGACGGUGCCUAUGGAUGCACCGGAUUUGUUAUACUACCAGUGUUACGUUCACCUCAACAUAGGUUGGAAGAUUCACGUGGUGGAUCCAGGAUACAUUUCAGAACAAAAUGGUUCAGCAAAUAUCAGCAAAACAUCAACUAUUAAAAUAUCACCGCUGGUUUAUAUUUUCACGACAAUAAUAUCAACUGAGACAAUAAUUAGGUCAAUAUAUAAGAGUUUGUAACAAUUUAAUUUAGCCUCUAUUUUGGAUAUUUUCUGUCUGAUA